Messenger RNA from Raphanus sativus (radish), 2061 nucleotides. Its product is annotated as GTPase LSG1-2. Lineage: Eukaryota; Viridiplantae; Streptophyta; Magnoliopsida; Brassicales; Brassicaceae. The coding region runs from base 149 to 1873 and encodes 574 amino acids. The transcript is spliced from 7 exons. The record is from RefSeq and is a predicted model, not a curated record. Gene Ontology annotation, cellular component: cytosol. Gene Ontology annotation, molecular function: GTP binding; GTPase activity.
GUCAUCUUCACCGUGCGUUCGGCGGCUGACGUUUACACUAUAACAUUUAGCAAAAGGGGUUUUAGAGAUUUAGGGUUUUACCGAGGAGCGGCCGAGAGAGAGAGAGAGAGAGAGAGAGAGAGAGAGAGAGAGAGAGAGAGAGAGAGAGAUGGGGAAGAGCGAGAAGACGACGCUAGGGAGAUCACUGGUAAAGCACCACAACCAUAUGAUUCAAGAAUCGAAAGACAAAGGAAAGUACUACAAGAAUCUCCAGAAGAAGGUUCUCGAAUCCGUCACCGAGGUCAGCGACAUCGACGCCAUCAUCGAGCAGGCAGAGGAGGCCGAGCGUCUUUUCACCAUCAAUCACAGCAACACCACUCCUCUCCCCAUCAAUCUAGAUACGAGUUCUAGCUCAAGUACUAGAGCAGCUGAAGAAUGGAGAGAGCAGCAGAAGAUAGAGGAGGCUUUACACGCUAGUAGUCUUCAAGUUCCUCGAAGACCUCCUUGGACACCAGAAAUGUCAGUGGAAGAACUUGAUGCUAAUGAAAAACAAGCUUUUCUGAACUGGCGUCGGAUGCUUGUGAGGCUAGAGGAAAAUGAAAAGCUUGUGUUGACUCCAUUCGAAAAGAACCUCGAUAUCUGGAGACAGCUUUGGCGAGUGCUUGAACGUAGUGAUUUGAUUGUUAUGGUAGUUGAUGCUAGAGAUCCACUGUUUUACCGUUGCCCUGAUCUUGAGGCAUAUGCUAGAGAGAUUGACGAGCAUAAGAAAAUCAUGCUUCUAGUUAACAAGGCGGAUCUUUUGCCUCCUUACGUCAGGGAGAAAUGGGCAGAAUAUUUUCGCGUCAACAACAUCCUCUUCGUCUUCUGGUCAGCCAUGGCCGCUACAGCUGCCCUCGAAGGGAAAGUCCUGAAAGAGCAAUGGAGAAAACCCGAUAACUUUGACACGACUGAAGAUCCUGAAGUUGUGAUAUGUGGCAGGGACGAGCUGUUGGGACGGUUACAGUUUGAGGCUCAAGAGAUUGUCAGAGCAAGAAGAAACUCUAGAACAGAAUCAUCGACUGUUGAGUCUCAACGUGAGAAUGCUGUGGUUGGAUUUGUAGGGUACCCAAACGUGGGAAAGAGUUCAACAAUCAACGCAUUGGUUGGUCAGAAGCGAACAGGUGUGACAUCUACACCAGGGAAAACAAAGCAUUUUCAGACAUUGAUCAUCUCUGAUGAGCUCAUGCUAUGCGACUGUCCUGGUUUAGUCUUCCCUUCGUUCUCAAGCUCCAGAUACGAGAUGAUCACAUGCGGUGUACUUCCUAUCGACAGAAUGACGGAACACCGUGAAGCUAUCCAGGUGGUGGCGGACAAGGUCCCUCGCCAUGUGAUCGAGAGUGUUUACAACAUCUCUCUUCCCAAACCCAAAACCUACGAGCGUCAGUCCCGUCCGCCUUUCGCUGCAGAGGUUCUUAGAGCUUACUGUGCUUCUCGUGGCUACGUUGCCUCUAGUGGACUACCUGAUGAAACCAAAGCAGCGAGGCAGAUUCUGAAAGAUUACUUGGGAGGUAAGCUGCCGCAUUUUGCAAUGCCGCCUGGGAUGAGUGAAGAGGAUACUAGUCCAGGAACUGGUUCAGAUUCUGAAGAAGGUUCAGAUGAUGAGGAAGAAGGCGAGCAAGUUCCUGGUAUUGAAGAUGUGCUGGAUGAUUUGAGCUCGUUUGAUCUGGCGAAUGGGCUUGCGUCUUCUAAGAAAGUGAGGGUGAAGAAGGAAACAGCGUCUCAUAAACAGCACAAGAAGCCUCAGAGGAAGAAGGAUAGGAACUGGAGAGUAAAGAACUCAGAGGAUGGUGAUGGUAUGCCUCUGGUUAGAGUUUUUCAGAAACCGGCUAACACUGGGCCUCUCACUAUGCGUUGAUUACCAUCAAAUGUAGUCACUCCGAGCAAAACAUGCAAUGUUCCAAAGUUUAUGUGAUGGUGUAUUAUCAAACUAAGAUACUUAAAAGUUUAUUUUUUAUUUUUAAUUUAUUAAAGUUUUGUUAGUUCUUGUUAAUUAAGAGCUUUUUGUACUACAAUUUUGCUCGAUAUAGAUUAUGGUUUUGAUUA